This is a messenger RNA of Xenopus laevis (African clawed frog), 1793 nucleotides long. It is a transcript of the gene chid1.L, whose product is annotated as chitinase domain containing 1 L homeolog. The transcript is spliced from 13 exons. Gene Ontology annotation, cellular component: lysosome; endomembrane system; extracellular region. Gene Ontology annotation, biological process: carbohydrate metabolic process. NCBI's taxonomy places the organism in Eukaryota, Metazoa, Chordata, Amphibia, Anura, Pipidae. The record is from RefSeq and is a predicted model, not a curated record. The coding region runs from base 111 to 1292 and encodes 393 amino acids. Gene Ontology annotation, molecular function: chitin binding; oligosaccharide binding.
GGGCAUUGUACGCAUGCGCCUUGCGCCUUUUGUAAUGUAAAACUUUAUUGCGCCUCUACAGUGACGUGUCCGCUGCGUCAGUUGCAGUGAGUCAGCUUUGAAGGGAAGCCAUGAGACUGCUCAGCACUCUGCUCUUGGUGGCUACCACUUACCCCCUGAUCAGUGCCACGCUCUCCAAGACUGACUCCAAGAAAGCUGCUUCCAAAGCACCUGAGACAAAGACUCGUCUGUCUGACACCUCAGUACAGUCCCGCGGGCUGGUUUCCACUGACGUCAAAGCCAAAGACAUUGUGCUGGAACACAGAAGUUACUGUGCCAAGAAGCUGAAGGAGAGGCACGUCUCUGCUGAUGUACUUGGAUAUGUCACGCCGUGGAACGGCCAUGGCUACGAUAUUGCCAAGACGUUUGCAGCUAAAUUCACCCUCAUCUCUUCAGUCUGGCUGCAAAUAAGGAGGAAAGGCAGAGAGGCCUAUCAGGUUACCGGGCUCCAUGAUGUAGAUCAAGGAUGGAUAAAGGACAUUAGGAAGACGUCCAAGAGCACUCAGAUUGUCCCGCGCAUCUUGUUUGACGGUUGGUCUUAUCAGGACUUUGAGAGUGUGUUCAACAGCGAAGAUGAGAUUGAAGAACUUGCCGGUGCUAUGGUGCAGACUGCAAAGGAUGAGCACUUUGACGGCUUCGUAGUGGAGGUUUGGAGUCAACUGGGCGGGCAAAAGCGGCAAGAGCUGGUUCACCUGCUGAUACACAUCGGGGAAGCCCUGCACUCGGCAAAGCUCCACUUUAUCCUUGUUAUCCCUCCUGCUGUAGCUCCAGGCACAGAUCAACUGGGCAUGUUUGGAAGGAAAGAGUUUGACCAGUUGGCUCCUGUUGUGGACAGCUUCAGCCUCAUGACUUAUGACUAUUCAAGUCCACAAAGACCUGGCCCUAAUUCACCUAUCUCCUGGGUACAAGCAUGUGUCCAGCUUCUGGAUCCUGAAUCCAAAUGGAGAAAGAAAAUCCUGCUGGGUUUACAUUUUUACGGAAUGGAUUACUCUGCGCUGGGUGCAACCGGUGAACCCAUCUUAGGAAACAGAUACGUUGAGAUCCUGAAGGAGCACAAGCCAAAGCUUCUGUGGGACCAGCAAAUAGCUGAACAUUACCUGGAAUAUAAAAAGAACAAAGGUGGGAAACAUGCUGUCUUUUACCCAACACUUAAGUCUAUACAAGUACGCCUGGAUCUUGCAGAAGAACUGGGCACGGGAAUAGCCAUCUGGGAGCUGGGCCAAGGCUUGGACUAUUUCUACGACCUUCUAUGAUUCCAAAAACGAGCUUUAUCUACCAGGGCAUCGGUGUUCAGCAUUUGUCUGGAAAUCAUGUGACAGAAAGGACCUUUAAAUCUUUUGGGUAAACGAUGCCAACCUCCAGAGUAACACUGAUAUGUGUUGCUGCCUUCUUUGGCAUUCAAGGAGUUAGUAUGGGCAAGGGAACUAGUGGUCGGACCUUGAUUAAUGGGUAUAAUUUGUUUGAGUCUGAAGAAGUAACCAUGUUUUCAUUUGAUUUUUAUUCCGCAGCAAAUUGGGUGGACUGUUUUUUUUCAUAAACCUGAUAUAUUAUUUUGCCUAUGCGUGACCAGCAAGCAAUAACUCUAUAUCUAUGUUGUGAAUUUUCUGCCGGAAUUAGGUUCCUGUCCAUACCAAAUGCCUUAGAACCUGACUCUAACCUCAGAUCUUGUGGUCCUAGCACUGGAGAAUUUGAAUGAGCUCCUUUCUAAUCUGAAAUUCACGAUCUUUCCGAAGGUUCAUUAAAAAUUAAACACA